GCUGGCGUGUAGUUGACUUUGUUUGUUUGUUUGUUGAUCGACUCUAUUUUUGCCCUCUUCAUCGUUCUGCGGCCGGCCGUCGAAAAGCGCAGCCUCCGCCGUAUUUUCUUCUCCGCACCGUCGUCCUUCGUUCGUCAGGGGGGUUUUGUUUUUCCCUCACUUCCGUUGUGUGGCCUCCCUCCGCAUUCGUGUGACAGCCGCGUCAUUGUCCUCCCCCUCCCUCUCUCGAUCUACUCCUGAUUGAUUGAUCUCGCUCCCCACACCCGCAUUUUCAAAAGGCAAAAAACAAAGAAAAAAAUAUUGAAGCCAUCCAUCCUCACUCCGCCGCCGUACGAUGGUUCUUUCGCUCAUCGGUUACCUCGACUCGCCGUUUGUGCAGCGCGUGCUGCUCGUCGCAGCCUACGCCGGCGUCCAGCUGAAGCUCGUCCCUAUCAUCCCCGACCAGGACAACGAGACGGAGGCGUAUCGGCUGAACUGUCACCCCAUGCAGCGCAUCCCGGUGAUGAAAACGGACGAGGGCUACCUAUUCGAAACGAACGCCAUCGUGCGCUAUCUGGCCCGCACCGAGGUGAUGCUCGUCUCGGGGAACGCCGGCGCGGACGGCGGGGUGAGCAACGAGAAGAUCCCGCACCCGCAGUACCCUAUUCCGUACGCCUUGUACGGCCACUCGCUGCUGGAGUCGACGGCGGUGGACAGCUGGUUGGACUUCGCGAUCACGCACAUCGACUACUACACCAAGCAGUUCUACCUGUGGGAGCAGAAGGUCGGUCCGCAGCCCGGUGCCGAGGUGAAGGAGAAGUUCUGGAAAGCCUUGGCGGGCCUGGAGCGCCGCCUCGCUUACUUGAAGGAAACGCGAAAGGCGAUGGUGCAGCAGUCCGGCUCGCUGACGACGCGCACCGCGAUGACCGACGAGGACUUCUUGUGGAAUGAGGAGGAGUACCGCACCAGUCGUGCCACACGCGACAACCGGCUCAGUGCCGUCUACAACGUCGCGGGCGCUAUUCGCCACCGCACCUCCGAGAAGGAGCGGCAGGAGCGGGAGAAGCAGCUCGAGAAUAUCAAGAAGACCACCGACGAGGCGCUCGGGGUCGCGGAGGGGGACAUCCGCACCUCGCGGCGUGUGUCAGCGGCGUGGGACAGCGCCGCCACGCCGCGCAUCAGCGGCAUCACGCCUCGGACGUCUGGAAUGAUGUCCGCGCGUGGCUCCGUCGUGGUUGGUGGGGCGGGGGGGCAGGUCGUGCAACGGCAGGAGUUGCUGUUUCUGGUGGGGGACUCGUUAACGGCGGCCGAUCUCGUGCUGGCGAUGGCGUUGCACGCGGCGCUGUCCAUGCCGCCGCUUCGGCAGGACAUAAUAUCGACGUUCCCUAACUCGUUCAAGUAUUACAAGAACGUGCUGACGCUGCCGGUAGCGGCGGAGGUGGGCAAGGCGAUCCACGUGAACGUUAUCAAAGCCUAA
This is a messenger RNA of Leptomonas pyrrhocoris, 1456 nucleotides long. RefSeq lists its product as hypothetical. Gene Ontology annotation, cellular component: cytoplasm; nucleus. Bases 335 to 1456 code for a protein of 373 amino acids. NCBI's taxonomy places the organism in Eukaryota, Euglenozoa, Kinetoplastea, Trypanosomatida, Trypanosomatidae. The record is from RefSeq and is a predicted model, not a curated record. Gene Ontology annotation, biological process: translational elongation. The transcript has a single exon.